Culex quinquefasciatus (southern house mosquito) is the source of this 902-nucleotide messenger RNA. RefSeq names its product serine proteinase stubble. Lineage: Eukaryota; Metazoa; Arthropoda; Insecta; Diptera; Culicidae. Bases 1 to 780 code for a protein of 259 amino acids. Gene Ontology annotation, molecular function: serine-type endopeptidase activity. The transcript is spliced from 4 exons. The record is from RefSeq and is a predicted model, not a curated record. Gene Ontology annotation, biological process: proteolysis.
AUGAAAAAUCUUCCCAACAGCAGUAUUCAUCGACAAUGCGGCACAGCCAACCAGGAGACUCGCAUCGUUGGGGGACGACCCACCGGAGUCAACCAAUACCCCUGGCUUGCCCGGCUGGUUUACGACGGCCAGUUCCACUGCGGAGCCUCGCUACUCACGCGGGACUACGUGCUGACGGCGGCUCACUGCGUUCGGAGGUUGAAACGCAACAAGAUUAGAGUCGUUUUGGGAGAUCACGAUCAGUUUAUCGCUACGGAGACAACGGCAAUCCAGCGGGCUGUUACGGCCAUCAUCCGGCACCGGAGCUUUGACCAGAACUCGUACAACCAUGACAUUGCGCUGUUGAAGCUGCGCAAGCCGGUUGAUUUCACGAAAACCAUCAAACCGGUGUGCCUGCCCAAGGAUCGCAGCGAACCGUCCGGUCAGAUUGGUACCGUGGUCGGAUGGGGUCGCACGUCCGAGGGUGGCACCCUGCCGGGGAUCGUGCAGCACGUGGACGUCCCGAUCUUGACGUUGGACCAGUGUCGGAACAUGAAGUACCGGGCGUCGAGGAUCACUUCGAAUAUGUUAUGCGCUGGCAAGGGCAAGCAGGACUCAUGCCAGGGUGAUUCGGGAGGUCCGCUACUGGUGCGGAAAGGGGACAAGCACGAGAUCGUGGGCAUCGUUUCGUGGGGCGUGGGUUGUGGCCGGGCCGGUUAUCCGGGGGUGUACACACGAGUGGCCCGAUAUCUGCCUUGGAUUCGGGCCAACAUGGAUGAGACGUGCUUGUGCAAUAAGUAGGUUUGUGCGAAGACGAUGACGAUGGAUCUUCAAGGGCAUCACAAGUGGACACAAAGAGAUAACAACCAACUGGAGAAGAUGACGACGAGUGAUAUUGGAGGUGUAAAUAAAUAGAACGUACG